CUUUCUUUAAUAACCAAUCACAGCUGCGGACUACCUGAUUGGCCUAUCCCCUACGACUUUGGAGCCUGUGUGGGCGGGGAGAGCCCUCUCUUCCUCGCUCGGCAUGGGUAGGAGGCUCGAUGAGCUAACCCAAGGCUCAGGUUUGCGCAUGUGUAUUUCCUUCCCGCGUGUUCCCCCUCGCCUCGGAUGCCACGGGUAUCCCCGAGCCUUCUUUCCGUGUUACUCUCCGCGCUAUCAGCCCGGCCGGACGUGGGUUCUGGAGAAGCCCUGAGAAAACUACCCAGCCGGUAGCUGGGGGCGCCAUGUCUUCAGGCUCCACCGCACCCCCGGCUCACCCCGGCUGUCUGGCCCUGUGGAGGGAGGAAAAUGAUCGAUUGGUCCGGCAGUGGAGGGUGGUGGCUCAGGACUCCGCACAAUCCUCGAAGCAGCGGGCUGCUCAUCAUGUCCUUGAGGGACUCAGGGGGCUUCUCCACAGGCUACAGGGGCUCCCUCCAGCUCUUUCUGCCCUUCCUCUGGAGCUGACUGUCCUGGCUAAUACCCUGAUCUUGGGGGUUGGCCUGGCUCAGGGAUUCACGAAGGAUCAUGCUCUGGACAUCCAGCAGGGCCUGGAAAGGGUGCUGAAUGCCCAGGGGGUGCCACUGCCCCAGUCAGGGGACCUAUGGAAGGCCAUCUUUCAAAGCCCCUUCAUGCCUUUUGAGAUGCUACCUCCCCUACACCACUUGGUGGCCCUUCAGGGGGCCUUAUGGCUGACAGAUAACCAUCCUGGAGACCUAGCCAAACUCUUGCAUGCUGUAAUGAGUAGCCAGUGCAAAGAGAGUGAGGCUCCUCUCCCUGGACUUACUGAGAACCUGCUGUCACUGCUAAGUGUGUGGGACCCCCCUGUUGAAGAGCUGGAUGCUCCAAUGACCCUUCAGGAUGCCAGGAGUCUGAGGGAUGUUCUUCUUACAGCAGCUGCAUUCCACCAAGGUCUUCAUGAGCUUCAUGUGGGGAACUUGUCAUUAGCCUUGAGCAGCCUGCAGAAAGCAGCAUUCAGCCUGUGCCCCCGUCCUGUGCUGGCCCAAGUCCACACAGCUUUGGGAGCCUGCCUUCGGAAAAUGGGCUAUCCACAGAGGGCACUGCUGCAUCUACUUGAGGCUCUAAAGGCAGGCCCAGGCCAAGGACCCCCUCUUCUGGAGGCUGCCCGACUCUAUCGACAGAUUGGCCAUACCACAGCUGAGCUGGACAGCUUAAAGCUACUGGUAGAGGCUCUGAGUAUCCCUCACAGUUCCAGGCUACCCUUGUUCCCUAUUGGGGUAGAACUUCUUAUCACUCCACCCAGUCCUGCCUCCUCCCUUUACUGUGGGACCCAAAGCCAGGCCAAGCACCUGCUGGCAAGCAGGUGUCUCCAGACAGGCAGGAAUGAGGAGGCUGCGGAGCAAUACCUGGAUCUGCUGGCCUUGAUGCUGGAUGGAUCGAUAUCCCAGGGCAUGCAGUGUUCUUCGUUCCUGUCUGGUGGUUCUCAAACUCCUCGUGUACCCGAGGUCUUCUUGGAGACAGCAACAGCACUGAUUAUUGUGGGCAGAUUCCAAGAUUCACUGACUGUGUGUGAAGAGCUGCUCAGCCAGAUAUCACUUCUGGUCCCCCAGAAACUCUGGUUGGGUCGAGGGGGACCUAGCCUCAGGCCUGCUCCAUCCCCAGUCCCACCUCUCUCUGAGAACCCCUCAGAGCAUCUGUUCUGCCUGUUGUGGGCCUCCGCUGCCCACCUGCUUCAGGGUCAGGCCUGUGCUGGGCUGGGAGCCCGGAGGGAAGCCCUGGAGGAGUUUAGCAGGUGCCUCGAGUUACUCUUCCGAGUGAAGCCUAUGGAUGGAGUUGUAGAUCGAGGUGCAGGUGGAGAUAAAGACCAGGGUUUGAGUGGAGAGAUCUGCCCACCUGCGAAGGUUCUCCAGAGGCUGAAAGCAGUGGCCUUCAUUAGCCGGGGGCUGGAAUGGACAGCAGUAGGCCGGGAUGCCCAGGCUCUACAGGAUUUCCUUCUUGCUGUGCAGCUUUGCCCAGGUGACCGAAAUGCUUCCUUACAUCUGCUGCACAUCCUGUGGAGGCUAGAGCGGAAAGAAGAGGCCUUUGCAAUCUAUCAGAGGCUAGAGGCUGAGGCUAACCAGCAACAGGAUGAUGCUGAGGGUUUUCUCCCUCAGUACUUGGAGUCCUGUUUGAACCGGAUUCGCGUCACUGAUCAGGAGUCCCUCUUGCAAGAACUUCAGAAAUCACUGCAGAGGCCCAUGUGCCCUUAGUGGUUAUUUGAUCCUGGCUUCCCAGGGAUCUUUUCUAUUUGGACCUCUCUUCUAUUUCAGUUUAGCAAGUAGCUAAGCCUAGAGCUGGGACUUCAGUAAGCCUGGGGAAAGCAAUGUCCCUGGUCCCUUGGCUGAUCUUGUUGGUCAUUUUCCUGCAACUCUCAAAGUGGAGGGAAGAAGAGGGGUAAAGAGAGGAGUAAUCAGGGAUUACAAUGUCCCUUUCCCCACCUUUCUUGGUGUCAGUCUUCCUAUCAUUGUAUUUUUUUUAUACCUAUUACCCCCUUUUUCCAGUAAAAUAUUCCAUUGGUCUGUCUGCCCAUACUAUUUGUCUUUGGCAUAUAAGUGCUGGAAGUGCUUGUCUCUGGACACUGAGUCACAGCCUUUUAUUUGAUGUGAUACAGUCUGAUGAUACAGGGAAGACAGUCCCCUACUCUUUAAGGGAUCUUCUCUUGAAAGUGGAGACUUCCCCUAUCUUUACCUGAUCUCUUCCUUCACUUAAUUUUUUUUUUUGGGUGGGGCAAUGAGGGCUAAGUGACUUGCCCAGGGUCACACAGCUAGUAAGUAUCAAGUAUCUGAGGCAAGAUUUGAACUCAGGUCUUCCUGAAUCCAGGGCUGGUGCUUUAUUCACUGCUCCACCUGGCUGACACCCCUCCCCCCCUUCACUUAAUUCUUGAGCAGUAACACCCUUCAGCAUUUGUGUGUUUUGGUGUCAGUCAAUAAACAAACAUUUAUUAAAUGAAUACUAUAUGCUUGGCACCAUGCUAAGGGCUGAGGUUACAAGGAAAGGUAAAAGAAUAGUCCCUUCUCUCAAGGAGCCCACAGCAAUGGGUAAGACAACAUGCUAACAGCUAUGUACAAAGUAUCCAGGACAAAUUGGCUAUGUAUAAGAUAGAAAUUUGGGCUUUCCUGAGGGAGACUUAAUGACCUGAAAGGUCAGUUAUGACUUGUGGGAUCAUGGGAUUUCCUUUUUAUUCUUUUUUUUUUUUGGGGGGUGAGGCAAUUGGGGUUAAGUGACUUGUCCAGGGUCACACAGCUAGUAAGUGUUAAGUGUCUGAGGCCGGAUUUGAACUCAGGUACUUCUGAAUCCAGGGCUGGUGCUUUAUCCACUCCUUUCUAUUCUUUAGUGGAGAGAAGUAUUAGAAAAUAAAAAUAGAU
Dromiciops gliroides (monito del monte) is the source of this 3419-nucleotide messenger RNA. RefSeq names its product FA complementation group G (gene FANCG). The transcript has 14 exons. The record is from RefSeq and is a predicted model, not a curated record. Gene Ontology annotation, cellular component: Fanconi anaemia nuclear complex. Gene Ontology annotation, biological process: interstrand cross-link repair. The coding region runs from base 303 to 2264 and encodes 653 amino acids. NCBI's taxonomy places the organism in Eukaryota, Metazoa, Chordata, Mammalia, Microbiotheria, Microbiotheriidae. Gene Ontology annotation, molecular function: protein binding.